AUGGCCUCUUCAUCGACGCAAGAGCAACAGCAACAGCCGCUGCAAGAAUGGCUUGUGAUUAUCCCGGAUCACAAGGGUGCGCUGGAGAAGCGGAUUGCGGCUCGGCCGCAGCAUGUGGAGGGGCUGAAGAGUGAUAGGGAGGAUAUGUGGCUUUGGGGUGGCGCCAUGCUCGAAGAACCCUACUCAGCCACCGAGUCGAGCGGGCCCCCCAAGAUGAAAGGCUCGGCAUGUCUGGUUGGCGCCGCGACGCGCGAAGAAGUAAUUGAGCGCGUCAAGCAAGACAUCUAUGUCAAGUCGGGCGUGUGGAAUCUCGAGGAAAUGCAGAUUGUGCCGUUUCGGAGCGUGAUUAGGAAGGCUUUGUGA
Molecule: messenger RNA, 363 nt
Organism: Exserohilum turcica Et28A
Lineage: Eukaryota; Fungi; Ascomycota; Dothideomycetes; Pleosporales; Pleosporaceae
Exons: 2
Coding region: 1-363 (120 amino acids)
Source: RefSeq, a predicted model, not a curated record